Messenger RNA from Symbiodinium sp. CCMP2456, 585 nucleotides. Lineage: Eukaryota; Dinophyceae; Suessiales; Symbiodiniaceae. The record is from the annotation of a GenBank genome assembly.
AUGUCUGCGAUCGACGUCGAGAUUCAUGGGGGGGAUGAUUGGUCUCCUACCAGCGUGGUGGAGGACUUGGAGGGCAACGGCUUGGAGGAUGGAGUCCCUGAGGUUGAAGAAGUCGAGAGUGGUGCCGGUACGGAAGGCAUUGGCAAAAGGAAGCGACGGGUCGGUGAAAGGCAGGGUGAGAUGGAUGAUAGCCCUUCUAAGCGCGGACAUGGCGGGACCCUUACUGCUGAUGAGAUGCGUCAACUGUUGAGUCAGCCCAUGAUGGAGAUGAAGGAGGCAUGGGGUCGCCUGGAAAGACGGGUUGACAAGGUCGAGGGGACGGUUGCUGGACAGAAGAAGGAGAUCAAGGCGGUACAUGCUAGACAGAAAGUCAUGGACCAGCAACUUCAGGGGGUACAAGCGAAGGGAGAUGCAACGUCCCGAAGGGUUGACUCCGUUGAGGGUGACAUUGCUAGUCUCAAAGCCAAGAUUGAUGAGAUUAACCUCUCCCGCGGUGGGGAAACGGGCGAAGGGCAUCCAGUCGAUCCUUGGGGGGACUAUCUCAAGAACAAGAAUGCGAUGACGAACGGAAUGGCGCAAGGGAUG